This is a messenger RNA of Selaginella moellendorffii, 750 nucleotides long. Its product is annotated as pentatricopeptide repeat-containing protein ELI1, chloroplastic-like. Gene Ontology annotation, biological process: RNA modification. Gene Ontology annotation, molecular function: protein binding; RNA binding. NCBI's taxonomy places the organism in Eukaryota, Viridiplantae, Streptophyta, Lycopodiopsida, Selaginellales, Selaginellaceae. The transcript has a single exon. The record is from RefSeq and is a predicted model, not a curated record. The coding region runs from base 1 to 750 and encodes 249 amino acids.
AUGGCAUAUGCCCAGAACCGUCUGGAGGAGGCCAAGGAGAUCUAUGACCAGUCGCCACAAAGGACCAUGGUGACGUAUAACACAAUGGUCACGGCAUAUUCCCAGAACGGGCAUCUCCAGUGUGUCAAGGCCUUGUUUGAUGGGAUGGAGCAGCAAGACAUUGUGUCAUGGAACGCCAUGCUAGCACCAUAUGCCCAGAGCAGGCACGACACCCAGACCGUCGAUCUCUUCGAGUCCAUGGACAUCGACGGCGUCACGCCCAACCACGUGUCACUCAUCUCUGCACUGGACGCAUGCAGCAUGGUCGGGGAGCUGCGGCUGGCAGACACACUGUACGAUGCAGCGCUGACUCUUGGGUGUAUGGGCGACUACAAGGUGUGUAUGGCACUUGUAAACGCGUAUGGCUGGUGUGGCAGCCUGGGCAAUGCCAAGUGGAUAUUUGACCCCCUAAGAGUGAUGAGAUUACAGCCUGGAAUCCUGUAUCUGGUGGGCAAGAACCUCAGCGAUGCCAAAUCACUAGUUUUUUUCCAUGCCCGCGCGCAAUCACAUCUCCUGGAACAUCAUGAUGGUCGCAUUUGGGCGAAGUGGAUUCCAUUGCCAAGCCCUGGAUUGCUUCUGGCUAAUGGAUCUCAAUGGAAUCUCCCCGGACAGCGCCACUUUUGUGAAUCUGUUGGAUUUGUGCUCCACAUUGGAAGAGGGCAAGACCAUACAUGCCUGCACAGAGGAGAGUGGUUAUGCAACCCAUGGUGA